CGAACCUAUGGGCGGCUUAGGCUUAUCUAGCUCGUAAGAUUUUUUUUAAAAUUAUUUCGCAGUGCUAUGCGAUAUCAAAAUUUCCACGUAAGCGGCCUCUGAGAAUUGGACGUUGAUUGGCAUUUACUUUAUCGAAGCAAUCCAGGCGCAUCUAUGGCGGCGUUUUUCCCCAGUGACCAUAUGCCCACCGCCGACGUUCUUACCAGCAUCAUGGGAGUCACUGUUACCGUAAUGAAUCUUUACAAGCUCGCCGUGUCCAUCACUGGAUUUGAAGAAGUUGAAGAUUGGCCUCUGUGGCACCACAUAUCUGGGCUUACGGAAGCUGUCAAUUACAUCGCCCUGGCCAUUUGCAUGGUGAUGAUGAUCACCGAAGUCAACGAACACUCGAAGAUCAUCCUGGCCAACCUCGAGCAAGCGGUCUAGAGGCGAGGGUCCUAACCCGGACCGGAGCCUCAGGUUAGACCGUCAUGGCGUUAUUGGGACCCGUAUCGUUGCAGUUCAUCCUCAUCAGUGUGAGUGGCAUUGUGGACACUGCUCGCCUCUUCGCGGCCGAGUACGGCACUGCCGUCAGGUUGCCGUGCGACGAAAACGUCGAGGCUCCCGACGAGGUCAGCGCGCUGUCGGCGUUCGACGCCGUCUGGACAGAUCCCAGGGGCGUCACGCUUGUCGGCGGCGGCGGUGACGACGACCAAGGCUCCAGCGCCGCCGAGCUCCGUGGCGAUCCGUGGGUGGACGCCUUCAGCGGAGACCUGUCGCUGGCCGCCGUGGACUUUGAUGACGCCGGCGAUUACUCGUGCAGCGGGCGCUACGCCGACGGCGAGGCGCUCACGGAGCCGCGGGAGUCCAAACACAUCUUACAGGUGUACGAAACGCCCGUGGCUGGACAGUGCGAGUGCGGAUGCGAGCUCAUCGGGAACGUGUGCCUGGCGUGCAGCCCGGGUCAGUAUGGGAAAAGCGGCGUCUGCCACCUCUGCUCCGUGGGCAGUUUCAACGAGCGCCACGGCGCCGUCUGCUGCCAGCGCUGUCCCUUCCUCUACGUCACCUGGGGCCGUGGCGCCACGUCGAGGCAAGGGUGUUCCGGUGUCCUUCGAGACUUCCUGAUCGGCUUGGCGGUCCUGGCUUGCCUCUCCAUAAAUCUGUACGCGCUUUUCAAGUUUUCCGGACCCAUUGUCCUCGACUCUCUGUGCGAGUACGUCUUCAAAGAAGCUAACGCUUCGAAGCUGUGGCCGGACGCUGAUGACUCCGACGAUGCGUCGGACGACGGCAUGCCAGAAGACGUCUUCGAUGGCAUCUCGAGGUUCAUUACCCGCCUCAAGAAACGCAAGUUGCCGAAAGCCUUGGGUGAAGAUGUUCCUCUUCUGCCCGCUUCAGAGCCAGCCGGCGAUCCAGAGCACUCGGACGAUGACGACCAGCUCGUCGUCUGCUACAAUCACGACGCGUCGCCCGACGCAGCAGACGAUGUUCCGCGGAUCGUGCCAGUGCGUCCCCUUCGGCAUCCGAAAUUUCCUAGCGUGAUUGGAUCCGGAGCGGCAUCCGGUGAGGACGUUUUCACCGGCCCCGAACACUCCAUCAGUGAACAAGACAGUACUUCGCCAGAAAGGGCGGCCUCCGGGAGCCUCUCAGAUGUCGCGCUCGUCGGAAGUCCCGAGCAAGAUUGGAUCUCGUCUGGCAGACGACGAUGGAUCGGCCGCUAUGACGUCACCGUUGCGGGGACGCCGAAUUGUGAGGGACGUCUCCACAUGGCCACAGCGUUAGCGGACGGUCUUUCUGAGCGAAGCGGCGGGAACUCGUCGCUACCGGAACAGCGUGCGACGUACGACGUCUUCGUCGGGCGUUGGUCGAGCACCGAGACGGCGGACGCCGCCAGCAACGUGUCGUUCUUGUCAAACGACUCUCGAAGCUGCCCUACGGGCGCGAAUGCUUACGGUACCUCCCAACGCGAGUGUAGCAGCAGUGAACAGCUCGAAGACCCUCAAUUUCACUGGGGACCGCCGCGCCCGCCACUGACUGCAACAACUUUAGCGGAAGCGAAUUCUUCGUCGGAUGGUGCCAAUAGCUUAGCGGCACCAUGGAAAUUUCGUUCCGGGCAUUGUGAAACGAAAAGCGCACAAAAGACAGCGAGCUACGUCGACGUUAAACCCACGUCAGAGAAAAUUCAUUACCCGAGCGCGCGUGGAGACAAGAAAUUGGCUUCUGAGGAAACACGUCACGAGGAAACAGAUAAACGUGGAAGAGCGGUUACAUCGAAGUUAACUCUCAGCCCCGAUAGUUCAGGGCGCGACCGUGCGGCCGUUGUGUGGAUUGAUGACGUGUCUUCAGAAAACGGCGAAUCCGAGGGGACGAGCGCACGGACACGUGACAGGGCUGUUUCGUCGACGGCGAACCGCACGCGUGCGGUCCAAGGAUUACGUCACAGCGACGGAGAACAGACGUGCAUCACGGAAACCGGCGAGAGCGGCUACUUGUUGUCCUCAGUGGCCGGCUCGUCUUCCGAGACGACUGGGAUUACGAUUCGUGGCGAGGUUGAAUUCAAGGAACCAGGCAGCAGAAAGGCCACUAGAGCGACAAAAGAAGCGAACGCACUUUCGAGGCAGAAGUUGUUCCGGAACGAUCCAGACGCUUGACUAACUUCGCCAAAGCUUUUGAAGGGCUCGUUUUACACUGUGCCGCAUUCUCAAGCGUCUUUCUCCGUUUUUUGUCAAAGAGCUGUCGUCGUACGUGCCGAACCUAGCGCGAUACUUGAAUACUAUAGUUGAAUAAACGAUGACUAAAAUGCGGGAGCAUA
This is a messenger RNA of Dermacentor andersoni, 2785 nucleotides long. RefSeq lists its product as uncharacterized. The record is from RefSeq and is a predicted model, not a curated record. Lineage: Eukaryota; Metazoa; Arthropoda; Arachnida; Ixodida; Ixodidae.